Molecule: messenger RNA, 1907 nt
Organism: Blastocystis hominis
Lineage: Eukaryota; Bigyra; Opalinata; Blastocystidae
Exons: 3
Coding region: 1-1878 (625 amino acids)
Cellular component (GO): endosome
Molecular function (GO): phosphatidylinositol binding
Source: RefSeq, a predicted model, not a curated record
AUGGGCUCACAAGAGGGUUUCCCAUUCUUGCUAUGUACAUAUAUCUUAGGAUCUAGAAUAAAUAUGUCUGAACAAGAACAAACCGUUCCGCCCGCUGAGGUUCCUGCUCCUGUUGAGGCCGCUGCCCCUGCUGCUGAGCCUAGUGACCCCGUUGCUGAGCCUGCGCCUGUUGCUGAAGUGGCUGCCCCCGUUGCCGCUCCCGCUCCCGCCCCUGCGAAGCCGAUGGUAGCUAUUCCCGAAGCGGCUCCUAUGCCUACGGAGAAGCCUGAGUUUGAUAUCAAAGUGACGAACCCUACCCGUGUGGCUGAUGGAAUGUCUUCUCAUGUGAAUUAUACUGUAAACACGAACACGACCAACGAGAAGUACAGCUACAGCCAGAGCGUCGUGGUGCGUCGUUACAACGACUUUUUGUGGCUGCAUGAUAUUCUCACCGACGAGUACCCCUACGCGGUGAUUCCUCCGAUGCCCGAGAAGAACACGAUGAACCGUUUCGAGAUCGAGUUCGUGGAGACUCGUCGUGCCUCUCUGCAGUCGUUCCUGCGCGAGAUCGCCGCGGAUCCGCUGCUGAAGGAGAGCAAGCGUCUGCGCACGUUCCUGACGGCGGACGACGAGAAGUUCGCUGAGGAGAAGGCGGAGACGAAGUCGUCUCUGAAGGAUAGUUUGAAGGGCAACCCGAUGGAGGCGGGUAUGAAGCUGCUGAAGCUGAUGGGCAACGGCCUGAACAAGGUGGGCACGCAGGUGCAGAAGAGCGUGCAGCAGCAGAUGGGCGGCGAGGCGCCGAUGAGCAAGGAGGACGAGAAGCUGGCGAAGUACGUGCAGUACAUCAACGAUCUGUCGGAGCAAGUGAACGCUCUGGCGACGCGCGCUUCGGAGUUCGUGGAGCACCAGAGCGAUUUCACGGCGAACCUGAUCGACCUGGGUCUGGCCAUGAAUCUGAUGGGCCAGCUGCAGCAGGACGUCGUGGGCGAUGCGAUGCGCAGUCUGAACGACGCCAUCAGCGUCAUCCAGCAGAUCUGGACGGAGAAGGGUCUGCGCGAGGACCGCGCCUUCGUGCAGCCCAUGAAGCGCCUGGUGCUGCUGCUGAACGAGGUCAAGAUGACCGUGGGUCGCCGCACGCUGAUCCUCUCCAACUACCAGAGCGCCUGCCAGAGCCUGAAGAAGGCCAAGGCCACGUACAAGAAGCUGGCGUCGACGCCCGGAAAGAGCUCGAAGCUGCCCGGCGCCGAGGAGGAGAUCGAGCGCUACAAGAAGCGCGCUGGCAAGCUGAAGAAGAAGCUGCACACGGUGACGGAGAAGAUCAACGGCGUGCUGGACGACUUCCGCGACCGCAAGAUGGCGCUGAUCCGCAACAUGGUGCUGGAUCUGCUGCUGAUCCAGAUGCAGUACCACAAGCAGGUGGCCAACGUGUGGAGAAACUAUCUCCCCGAGCUGCAGAAGAUCAACCUGGAGGACGCGGUCAAGUCCGCGGAGGAGUUCGGUCUGGCGAGCGUCGACGAGAACCGUCCUCGCAAUGCUGUGGCUGACUCGGACGAUGACGAUGACGAUGACGACGACGAGGACGAUGAGAGCAAGGAGAGCGGAAGCGAUAGCGAUAGCGAUAGCGACGAGAAGCCCAAGAAGAAGGCGAAGAAGCCGGCGAAGAAGAGCAAGAAGGAUUCUAGCGAGAGUGAGAGCGAGAGUGAUUCCGAUGAUGAUGAUUCCGAUGAUGAUGACUCUGAUGAUUCGGAUGACUCCGAUGAUUCUGAUGAUUCCGAUUCCGAUGAUGAUGACUCCGAUUCGGACGAAAAGCCCAAGAAGAAGGCAAAGAAAUCGGCCAAGGGAAAGAAGGCGUCCAAGAAGAGUAAGAAGGACUCGAGUGAUGACUCGGACUCUGACUAAAAGCUUGAUUUUGUAUGGUAAUUGCGUUC